Numida meleagris (helmeted guineafowl) is the source of this 2209-nucleotide messenger RNA. It is a transcript of the gene METTL2A, whose product is annotated as methyltransferase like 2A. Bases 413 to 1582 code for a protein of 389 amino acids. Lineage: Eukaryota; Metazoa; Chordata; Aves; Galliformes; Numididae. Gene Ontology annotation, molecular function: tRNA (cytidine-N3)-methyltransferase activity. The record is from RefSeq and is a predicted model, not a curated record. The transcript is spliced from 8 exons.
GUGUUCAAAAUGCGAAAUAAAAGCUGGGAAAGGUGGGGUUGUUGUUUGUAUCCUGCCAAGAGCAGGGACCGUCCCGCUCUGCUCUGUGGUGCAGCCUCACCUUGGGCACUGGGCGCAGGUUGCACACCACAGUUUAAGGACACAGAGCUCUGAGGUAGACCAGAGGAGGGCUACAGAGAGGCGAAGGGGCUGAGGUCUGUGACAGCGGCAAGGCCCGAGGGAACCGCACGGAGCUGUCAGGGGAGGGGCGGGUGGGGGUGAGGGAAGGCUCUGCCCCAGAGGGCGGUGGGCACGGCCCCGAGGUGCCGGAGCUCAGGGAGCGCUGGGACACCGCUUUCAGCCGUUGGAUUCGCGUGGUACUGCGUGGAGCCGGGGUCGGACACUGAUCCUUUCGGAUCCCUCUCAGCUCGGGAUGUUCUGCGAUCCUCCAACGCUGAGGGAACAACCGCCGCUCCACACCCCACUUCCCUUCCCGCCGCUGCCGCCCCACGUGACGCCUCCGUCCCGCCCAGUCCCCUCUCGGGUCGGACUCGGGGCGCUACUUCCGCUUCCGGCGACGCCCGGCCCGUCAUGGCGGCGCCCAGGGAGGCGGCGGAGCGGCGGCCCUUCGGGAGGCGCUUCCUCACCGACCCCGCCCGCCUCUUCCAGCAUAACGCCUGAGGAAUAUGAGGUGAAUGCUAAGAGAUACUGGGAUGACUUUUAUAAAAUCCAUGAAAAUGGCUUCUUCAAGGACAGGCAUUGGCUGUUCACUGAAUUUCCUGAGCUGGCACCAAAUAGGAACCCAAGUCAAAAUGGGGAUUCUGUGCGUGAAUUUAGCAACAGAGAAGUAUCCAAAAAUGAAGGGCUGGGAAGCUGUGAAAAUGGACAUUGCACAUUAGAAACCAGAGCAGAGAAUCAGUUAAACCUGAUAAAAAGCAGUCCUACGUUCUGUACAGAAGAGCUGGCUCCACAGAAGCUGAAACAGAGUAAUGAAGAUUACCCAGGGUCCUCUGCAUCUUACCGUAUACUAGAGGUUGGCUGUGGUGCUGGAAAUACAGUCUUCCCAAUUUUACAAACCAACAAUGACCCAGGCCUUUUUGUUUAUUGCUGUGAUUUUUCUACAACGGCCGUGGAUCUUGUCCAGAGCAAUGUGGAAUAUGAUUCUUCUCGCUGCUUUGCAUUUGUCCAUGACCUCUGCAAUGACCAAAGUCCUUUCCCAAUGCCAGAUGAAAGCCUUGACAUUGUCAUUCUCAUCUUUGUCCUCUCAGCGAUUCUCCCAGAGAAGAUGCAGCGCGUCAUUAACAAACUGAGUCGCCUUCUGAAACCAGGAGGAAUGAUUUUGUUACGAGAUUACGGCCGUUAUGACCUAGCCCAGCUUCGGUUCAAGAAAGGUCAGUGUCUGUCUGAUAACUUCUAUGUGAGAGGUGAUGGCACCAGAGUCUACUUCUUCACCCAAGAUGAAUUAGAUGAUCUCUUCACAAGAGCUGGCCUGGAGAAAAUACAGAAUCUGGUUGAUCGGCGACUGCAAGUGAACCGUGGGAAGCAAAUGACAAUGUAUCGAGUAUGGAUCCAGUGCAAAUACCAAAAGCCUUCUGCUCCCUAGCUGUGAGGAAGCAGGGUGUGCUUCGUCAGAUUUUAUCCUCUUCGUGGUCAUUUGCAGUCUCCUCCUGGUGAGAUGUAUUGUUAGGGAAGUCAGCGUGCACAGAACCUCAGUGCCUUUUAUAAUGCCUAGCAACACCUCAGAUGUUUGCGAAGGACAAAUGGUCUAGGAGGAGACCAACCACUGUUUUAGGUGUCUUGCUACUGGGCUGGGUUUUUAAAGUUAUUUAUAGUUUUAACAACUUAAGAAAUAGUCAUGCUAAGAGCAGCUGAGCAAGUUGAGUAGCAAGUCACUCUUACUGUGGAUUUUUACAUGGAACAAGAUCUUCAACCCUGUCUCUGUGUUGUGUACUCUUGUUUUUUGUUCCCAAGACACAAUUGGUAAGUCUGAUUUCCUUUGCAGCUGGUCACUAGGUAUAAGAUGGAUCCCUUUGCCAACUUAUCUCAAGUGUGCACCAUUGGCUGAAGAGCGGUUUGUGCUGUACGUAGCAUGUGUAUUUUGUUAUCUGGACACCAGUGUUUGUAGUUCACAAUUGCAUAAGAAUAACCGUCAACUAUAAGGACACAUAGAUGAUGAAAUAACUGCUCUCUUGAAAUGGAGGAGAAAGAGUAAAAAGAUGAGGAAGUGUCA